Messenger RNA from Capsaspora owczarzaki ATCC 30864, 1502 nucleotides. RefSeq names its product ubiquitin specific peptidase 14. The coding region runs from base 36 to 1502 and encodes 488 amino acids. Gene Ontology annotation, biological process: proteasome-mediated ubiquitin-dependent protein catabolic process; regulation of proteasomal protein catabolic process; protein deubiquitination. The transcript has 10 exons. Lineage: Eukaryota; Filasterea; Ministeriida; Capsasporidae. Gene Ontology annotation, molecular function: proteasome binding; protein binding; cysteine-type deubiquitinase activity. The record is from RefSeq and is a predicted model, not a curated record.
CUAUAGACAGAACAGCAGUGCAGCACCUCCAUACAAUGCCAGUCGUGAACGUGUCGGUCAAGUGGGGCAAGCAAAAGUACGACGGCGUGCAGCUCGACACGAACGAGCCCGCGGCCGUCUUCAAGGCUCAGCUCUACACGCUCACAGGCGUUGAGCCCGAUCGCCAGAAAGUCAUGGUCAAGGGCGGCAUGCUCAAGGACGAUGAUGCAUGGGGCAAGUUUGACAUCAAGGAGGGUCACUCUUUCAUGCUGAUGGGCACGGCUGGUACGUUGCCAGCAGCUCCAGUGGAAAAGCCAGCCUUCAUUGAGGAUAUGAGCGAGGCCGAGAUCGCUCGCGCGUGUUGUGGCGCGUUACACAAUAGGCCCAAGCUCCCUGUCGGAUUGGUCAACAUGGGCAAUACCUGCUACAUGAACGCCACUGUUCAAUGUCUCCGAGCCGUUCCCGAGUUCCGUCAAGCACUCGAGCGCUUCGCCGGUGGUGCUUCCAACGAUGUCUCGCAAGCUGUCACCGUGGCCAUGCGCGAUCUGUAUCGUGACCUGGACCGAAGCGGAGACGCGGUGCAACCCUUCAUGUUUUUGAACACAUUGCAUCGCGCCGUGCCCAGCUUUGCCCAGCUGUCGCAGCAGCAUCAGCUGCAGCAGCAGGACGCCCAGGAGUGCUGGGUUGAGCUGCUUCGGUUCUUUGGCCACCAGCUCCCGCAAGUCUCGUCGAACGGCGCGAUCGAACCGGCUUCGCAGCGCAGCAAUUUCAUUCAGCAGCACUUUGGCGGCCAGCUGCAGGCGCGCAUCAGCAACACGGAGAUUCCGGAGGAGCCCUCUGAGACCACCACCGAGAGUUUCCUCCAGCUGCAAUGCCACAUCUCGGCUGAAGUCAACUUCCUCUCACUUGGCCUCCGCAACUCGCUCACCGAAACGCUGACCAAGAACUCGUCGUCCGUCAACCGAGACUGUGUGUAUCGCAAGCUCUCGCAAAUCUCCCGACUUCCUUCGUACCUGACUGUGAACAUGGUUCGGUUUGAAUGGAAGGGAUCCUCUGGAGCCAAGAUCUUGCGUAACGUCAAGUUUGACGCCUACCUCGACGUGUUUGAACUUUGCACCCCCGAGCUGCAGGAGCGUCUCAAGCCGAUGCGCACAAAGUUCAAGGCCUACGACGAUGCUGCGAUCGAAAAGUCGCGGAGCCUGAAAAACUCUGGCGGUGUUCAAAGCAUGGACACGAGCAAGGAUGAAGUGGUGCAGUACGAGCCGAGCUCCUUCGAGGACGACAUUGGCUCGAACAACUCUGGUUACUACGAAUUGCAGGCGGUGCUGAGCCACAAGGGACGUUCCGCCAACUCUGGCCAUUACCUUGGCUGGGUUCGUCAGAACGACGGCACAUGGCUCAAGUUUGACGACGACACCGUGUAUCCCGUCAACAUGGACGAAGUGUUGAAGCUCUCCGGCGGCGGUGACUGGCACAUGGGAUACAUGCUCUUGUACGGACCGCGCCGACUUCCCAAGGCUUGA